This is a messenger RNA of Lytechinus pictus (painted urchin), 680 nucleotides long. RefSeq lists its product as uncharacterized. The transcript has 6 exons. Bases 117 to 626 code for a protein of 169 amino acids. Lineage: Eukaryota; Metazoa; Echinodermata; Echinoidea; Temnopleuroida; Toxopneustidae. The record is from RefSeq and is a predicted model, not a curated record.
UUUUUGCCAGAGUUUCAAAUUCGGUCAAAAUUUCAUGGCAAAAAAACUCUGGCAAACUUUUGCCAGAGUUUUUUAAGUUGCCAGAGUUUUUUAAGACUGAAUAAACUUGAACGAGGAUGAACGCCGAUAUCAGCCGAUAUCGCGAUCGGUAUCUGCGGCUGCUGAAAAAAUCAUGGAGACUCCAUAGAACGCAAAACACUACUAGUACUUCUUGUUGGGAAAUUCAUUUACCUCUUUCAUCUCGCGGGAAACCAAUCGAUUCAUCCUCAGGAAUGUCAACUCAGCAUCGUGAAACCUACCACAAUGACAGAGAGAAUGACGGAAAUAAGAUAUCAAUGAAGGGUCCAGGGUUUUGUCUAGAAAUCGAUCCAUCCAGGUUAACAAAUAUUUCCUUUUCAUACCUGAAUCAAAAUGGAAUAAAGAAACAGAUAGUGUUGGAUAUCAGAGACGAAAAAGAGGUCUUGACAGUCGGUGUACAGCCUCAGGACGAAAGAAACAUCGAAGUGGGACUAGGCGCUGCUCUGGAAAGUUCGGGGUCGGAGACACGCGAUGAAGAAAUGUCCGAGAUAGGACCACUGCGAUCUGAUGAAGGGAGGCAAGUUUCUCUGGGAUUGCCAGAGGAGUGAUCACGGAACAUAAUUAGCUUGGAGGGGGAGGGGACAGUGUAGGGGGGGGGGUAG